Molecule: messenger RNA, 2308 nt
Organism: Haliaeetus leucocephalus (bald eagle)
Lineage: Eukaryota; Metazoa; Chordata; Aves; Accipitriformes; Accipitridae
Gene: CENPM
Product: centromere protein M
Exons: 6
Coding region: 31-564 (177 amino acids)
Source: RefSeq, a predicted model, not a curated record
GUAGCGGCGGUUUGAAUCCCGGCGGGCGCGAUGGCGGUGUUGCAGCCCUACGACAAGCUCCCGGCGCUCAGCUCCGCCGUCCUCCUGCUGGUGGGCUCGGACGGUGGGCUGCAGCAGCGGCUGGCGGAGGCGAUCCUGCGGGAGAAGAAGAACUUCAAGAUCAGCAUUCACCUUGCUACAUCCCUCCCCUUACCUCCAGAGAGGGAUCACCUUCGGCCCAGGAUAGAUCUGGUUGCAUUUAUGAUUGACAUCAAGAGCAAAUACAGCUUGAAGAAUGUUGAAGUUUCCCUAGCGUAUGUGGAUGACAGCUUCUUCCUGGGGAAAGUAUGCUUUCUUGUCACUGGGGUUGGCAGGGUGAAUUACUGCAGCGUAGAGAUGAACGCCAUCCGGAACCUGGGAGAAGUCUACUGCAGCCCUGUGCUAUUCUGUGAGCUGGAGGUGGAAGGGUCACAAGUUGCCACUGCUCAGCGACUUCUCCGGAUGUUAGAGAUCUGUGCUGGUCACGUACCAGGAGUUUCUGCCUUGUCCUUUAGCUCACUGAUGAGAAACUGUGCUGAUGACUAGCUUCUCAUUGUGAGAAUUCAGCCACAUUCAUCAGUUUUUUCACUUCAGGCAUUCAAGCUGCUGCAGUUGGAAUCACAUUGGGAAGCUUUUUUUGCCUGACUUGUCAUGACCACUCAUCCAGAGCUGUUCCUAGUUGCUAGUCUCUCAAGAAAAGCUUGAUUUGUGUUCAGUGGAUAACAUAGGUGCUGGGAGGAGGGCAGUUUGAAUUGGGAAUUCCUGUCCAUUAUUACAUCCGAAUCCCAUUUCAUGAUCAAGUUUGAGUUUUACCCACUUUGCCAGUGGCCAGGAGCUACAUGUUUUACUGAGAGAAUACUGGAAGAACGGGCCACUAUCCCAAAUGCUGCAUGUCAUGAUUGAGUAUCUUCAUUUCAGUGUCACCAGAGUACUAGAGAAGAGACAGCAGGCUCCUGCUUCCUUUCAGUUGAAAUACAGCACCUUAGACUAAUGUGAAACCUGACUGCCAGGUUUUGUCUCCCCACCAAGAGAAUAAUGGGGAAGAAAGGCUGUCCUGCAGCUUCUAGAUAGACUGCACUUGGUAGUUAGUGAUUCAGCUGUGUGAGCAUCUGCCCAGUGAAGGGCUUAGUAUUUCCAUGCCUGAUACCUAAUUGGGGAGGAAGGGACUAAAAAAGAUAAUCUAGCACUUUAGCUUUCUUUUAGACCUUUAGAGAAAAAGGCUCCAUCUAUCAAGCCCAGGAUGACCCUAGCAACCCAGGCUCCGGGGCUGACCAGAGGUGAAACACAGCAGACUGGACUAUAGCAAUGUACAGAAAACACAUGUCUCUUGCAAGUUGGGCAUAUGCUGUGUAUAAUCCUUUAACUAACAAGUUCUUACCAGUAGUAAUGCAUGCCUUAUUCUUACUGCAAGUCAGUAGUGUGUUUUGGAGUUCUAAGUUAAUAAAGUGUUUACUAUUUAAGAAUUAGUUGCAUGCUCUUUGUUUAGGUGUGUGGCACGGGUUCUAAAACCUAUGAACACUUGCCCCAGUUGGCCCUGGCAGCAAGGCUGGUCCUUGCUGGCAGUUUGCACUUUUUCGGUGGUGGGCUGCAGUCAAGCUUUCAGCCACGUGGUGGUGGCAAAAGCUUUCUGAAUGUAAUCCUUCCUGCAUACUGAGUUGUGUCACCUCCAAAAUACAGUGUUUCUUGAAAUGCUGGGAUGUUUCUUACCCAGAAUUGCAUGCCAGGUAGAAAUGAAGCCUAGAGAGAAUGUGUUAAGCUCCCCUCUGGUUUAAUUUAUUUAAUCCCUAAUAGUCUGCUUCAGUGUUCCUAGGUGCAGAGCUCUAGCUGCCUGUGCUGUUUCACUUAGCUUGUUUCUGACAUCUGUCUGUGAGCAGGAAAAAGCAGAAAGCAGCACUGCAGGCUUAAUCAGCUGUGAGUGUUGGCAGUCCUUGCGAAGAGCUCAGCAAGGCACAAAGCCUGUAUCCUUGCUCAGAGGACACACAAAUCCUAGCUCCAGUUGUACUGUUGCUGGCGGGGGAGGGCUAAGUUGUUUGUCAGCUGGAACAAAAGGAGCUAAACCAUUCAGUUGUGUCACAGUGCCCAAAAGGGCUGGACUCUGGCUAAAACCCAAAGGAGAAAGAUAUGUGCAAGCUCAUGGCCAUGUACGAAGGAUUGGAAGCUUAAUGGGAAUGCCCUACUUUUCAGCUAGCUUUGUGAUCCUGAAGGUACUAGCCAGGACUUUGCCACCAGAGAGGGGCAAUCAUGCUGAGAAACAAGUUUCUCUGUUGGUUAUGCUGUCUCAGUCUUGCUC